AGGAGGAGGAGGAGGAGUGUGGAUACCUCGGUCGAGCAGAGCUGCCGCGUUUCACUCGAGCUCCAAGUAGUUUGACGAAGUUUCAGUGAGCAAGUCGUGGAUUAGCCGGAACCGUGAUGGAGCUGCGUGUGGCCCGCUUGGGCUUCGUCCUGCUGAGUCUGUCCGCAGGUUUGAUCUCGGGUCUAGAAAUCACGUCUACACAGUCCACUUCCAUAGAGAGGGCCAGUGGUGAGACUGUGAAGCUGGACUGCCAGUUUACUCUGGCCGCUUUAGACUCUGGACCGCUGGAUAUUGAAUGGAGCUUACUGUCUUCCGACAACCAGAAAGAGGACAAAGUGGUUAUCCUGUACUCAGGCGACAGGUCCUACGAGGACUACUUUCCACCCAUGAAAGGCCGAGUCCACUUCAACUCAGCCGACCCCAAAAACGGUGACGGCUCCAUCAACCUGACGGGGCUGAAAUCAACAGACUCGGGCACCUACCAGUGUAAGGUGAAGAAGGCUCCCGGUAUCCGCAGCAGGAAAAUGACGCUGAUCGUCAUGGUAAAGCCGUCCAAGCCCAGGUGCUACUCCGAAGGCCCCACACAGGAAGGCAAAGACAUUACGCUGAGGUGCAAAUCUGGCGAGGGCAGCAACCCCCUGCAAUACAGCUGGGAAAAGAUCAGUGAUGGCAAGCUGCUGCCUGCUGCCUCUGUCCUGGACCCUGUGGGAGGUACCGUUAAUGUGAGGAACGCAUCUGCCAGCGCAUCAGGCACCUACCGCUGCACUGCCACCAAUCCUGUUGGCACAGAGGAAUGUAUAAUACAUCUCAAUAUAACACCUCCCCCCAACACCGCAGGCAUCAUUGCAGGAGCCAUAAUUGCUGUACUCCUGAUCCUCAUCAUUAUUGCCAUCAUCCUCUUCUGCUGUUGCCGUGCUCGUAACAGGAAGAAGUACGAGAAGGAGAUCUGCAACGAGAUAAGAGAGGACGUGCCUCCUCCUAAGAGCCGUGUUUCCACAGCACGCAGCUUCACCGUGGGCAGCCAGCGCUCCUCCCUGGGCUCCAUGUCGCCUUCCAACCUGCACGAGUACGCCCUGAAGCCCCAGUACGACAAGAUUCCCUCAUCAGAAGAGUUCGAGAGGCCACCGAGCCAGGUCCCUCUGCCACCCCCCACCGCUGCCAGGAUGGCCGGCCCCAACCUCAGUCGCAUGGGAGGCAUUGCUGUCAUGAUCCCUGCCCAGAACAGGGACGGCUCAAUUGUCUAGCAUGUCCUCUUCAGGUGAAGGGGCCGUGCAACAAGGGGAGGGAACAGAGGAUCGUAGUAGGACACAAGACAAUGAAGAUGGAGCAAGAGCUGGGAUGGGCUGACUCACCCGACUUGUAACUCUUCAUAACACACAUGGGAGUAUACGCCUCGUAUGAAGACCUGGCUCUGCUGUGGUGCUGAGAAGAAAAAUGGAGUUGUACUGGAAUCAUGACAGAGCACAUUUACUUUUUAUCAAAUAUAAAUACACAAAAAAAAUAUGAAAUUUACUUCCUGGGCUUUCUCAAAGAAAAAAAUAAUUAGUGUGGGUAUAAAGCUGAAUGGUCAAUAUACAAAUUAUAUUGUACAUAAGUGAAUGCAUGUCUUUUUUAUAUAUAUAUAUAGAUUGCCCUUUCUGUAGAAAUCAGAUACAGGCCCCUAAAUGGCCAGCUGUAUGCAUGCAUGUAUGUGUAAAAUUGCAGCAGUAUGUGUGCGUGAAAAUAAGUUUAUGUAUAUGAAUGGGAGUUAGGGAAAUAUAUAACUCAUUAAUUGUUUUAACAGUAUAAUUUGUCAGGUGACCCAGUCUUUACUAGUUUUUAAUUCCAUAUGUAAAUUGAGAUGGACCAAGCCUUGGCCAAUUUUUAAAAAAAUUCACUCAUUUGAAUUAAUCUUCCUUCUGAUUUGAAAACAGUCUAUGUAGGUCAGCCGUUUCCUCUUGAAGCGUUUGAACUGUUUGAAUCGUCCAGUCAGGGUUUAGGUGGGGGGCUUACACGGACCAGAUUGGCUGCUGGGGAAGAGGGGGUUGAAGCCACCACAUCUUGUGAUUGGCUGGAUUAUUGCUCCUUGACCAAGCUUAAAAAACAAUAAAAGACCAGUGUCCAGCCCUCCCCCAGAGAUCUCAGAGGAGGUGGUGCACAACAAGGUUCACUGAGCAAUCUGCUUUAAUUGUGUUUGACUGUCAAUAGGCCCCUAACCUCAACGACCACGAAAACACAAAAAUAGAAAAACAAGUUGACGCACACACCUUAUUAGCUGCACAAGAGCAACAGCUCUUUGAUUUAUCAUAUAUAGUAGCAGUCAGCCCCCUCCGAGGUGCUGCAUAUGUAAUGCUCCUUUUUUCUUUCUUUUUUUUGCUGUGGCAGUACAAGGAGCCGAUAUCUUGAUUUAACCUUCUCUCUGUGGUCAAUAUGAAGCCUGUCAUUGCUCCUGUAGUGCUAAUUGGCAUUUUCAUGAAGGAUGUACAGUAAGAAAGUUCCCCAAAGAGGAACUAAUGUGAUAAUUUUCAUUGAGGCGGCCAGUGUGAGUUGCAAUAGGCCAGUUCAUGCAAGUUCUUGUUGUUGGGAAAAACGUCUAGAAAUCGAACAUCUCAUCCUGUCUUCUACUUUAAAAAAGCACUAAGAAUACCUGGAAUGGGCAAAUUUUCUUUUUGCUUCGACGCCUUAUUAUAUUCCUUAUUUUUGCCUUACACAUCUCCCAUCAGCUCACCUCUGCUGGAUUAUACUGACUUCAAUUGUGCCUUGUUGUCCCCAGAUGAGUUUGGCCGUAGCACGUCAGUGUGCACUGUGUUAUGUGCAGUAGCAUCAUCCUGAAUCGACGACGUAGCCCACAGCCACCAAAACAACAUCGAUGCGUGAGCCUAUUGGGUCCUGUUGCCUCAUUCAGGUCAAGUCUAGGAUGUCCCCACACCUGCUCAACUCCUGCAAAUUCACCCACAACCCAAAAGUACUUGUCGUAAAAGCUUUUAUUUUGUAUUCAAAACAUGACUUCAUGUUCCUUUUUUAAACUUUAUUUUAACUUCUGUCAUUGAUACACUUUUUUAAAAAUAACAUAAAUGCUUCUCGCUGUAUGUAUAAAUAUCCUGCGAAGUAACCCUAUCUAAUCGCAACACAGUCCAAUGAUACACAGAUGAUGUUUGUAUGUAUAUGUGAUGCUCUGCCGUGCUGAAACAGAAGAGGAGGGGCCUUUCAGUACAAUGUAGAUGCUCCCUGGUGUGAUUGGGAAUUUCUGGCAGCGUGUGUGCGUGUGAGAGAGAGCGUGAGUGAGUGUUUGUGGAUUCUAGCAUCAUAGGGGACAUGACUGUUAUAGAAACAAAUUUGGCAGGUUUCAUGUUUAACCAGUUUUCUGUCACCAAGGAAAGUGAGACCUGAGCCUGCUUCGAGUAAUAGAUUACAUCCUGGUUCAAUUUAAAACACUACUGUGUGGGUGUGAUGAGCAAGUGAGUGAGUAGUACGUGAAGGGUGUUUACUGUCAGAAUGGGCCCCUGUAGAUUUCUAGUGAGACUUUCACCUGCUGACAGGCAGUACAGAGCUCUUAGGGAGGUAAUCCAUUUACUGUCACUCUAUGUGCUCAGAACAUAAAUUACAACUACUACUAACAAUAAUGACUGUAGCGUUUAAAUUUGCGUACUAAUAUUGUAUGAAGAUCUCCUUUGAGGUUUGCACACGGUGUGUUUUUUCUUUCUGUGUGUUUUUUUUGUGCUGUAUUUUUGAAUAAUAAAAGUUCAUGAACAAAAGAA
Limanda limanda (common dab) is the source of this 3737-nucleotide messenger RNA. RefSeq names its product CXADR Ig-like cell adhesion molecule (gene cxadr). Lineage: Eukaryota; Metazoa; Chordata; Actinopteri; Pleuronectiformes; Pleuronectidae. The record is from RefSeq and is a predicted model, not a curated record. The coding region runs from base 117 to 1244 and encodes 375 amino acids. Gene Ontology annotation, biological process: homotypic cell-cell adhesion. Gene Ontology annotation, cellular component: basolateral plasma membrane; intercalated disc; bicellular tight junction. The transcript is spliced from 7 exons. Gene Ontology annotation, molecular function: cell adhesion molecule binding.